GCGCAUCUUUACAUCCAAACCACAUCGAUCCGCUACCCAACAUGUCCACCUCCAAGCGCCCAUGGUACAAACCUACGCCCAUCAAUCGCGCGUUAGGUGGUCUCCUCUGCCUCUCCAAUGCGCGCAAGGGCCCCCUCCUGUGCGGCGGCGGAGGAUGCCAUUGCUCUUGCUGUUCCCCCUCCCAUCCACCCGAGUCGGACGACGCGGCGCGCCAGGCCAGUGAGGCCGAGAAAGCCAAGGCGAGGAGCGAAGAACGUCAAGCUCGGUGGGACUAUCGUAGCAAGAGGCUGGACGCAAGGGCUGAGAAGAGGAGUGAGAGAAAGGAGAAACGGCGAGAGAGGAAAGAGGCCAGGAGUGUGAGGGCCGCGAGGAGGAGCAGGAGUGGGAGGCAGCAGAGUGAGGAUGAACAACAGGCGGCAACGACGACUUCGCCCGCUACGGAGGAACAGGCGCCGCCCUAUACCCAAUGAGCAUGGGCACAAAGGGGAUGGAGCCCCUCCGGUCACGCAGCUUCGUCGUUCGCCGCUAUGAGGAGGGGACCAGCCCCGCGAUGGUUGCACAGGAGGGAGCAGAUGACAAGGGAGCAGACGCAAGUGAUACCGGUGGCUUUGGGGCUGCAUUAUUGCCAGAAUGUAGUGCGGAGACAAUGUCUGACUGUAGUCCCCUCAAUACCAG
Messenger RNA from Jaminaea rosea, 675 nucleotides. RefSeq lists its product as hypothetical. The transcript has a single exon. The record is from RefSeq and is a predicted model, not a curated record. NCBI's taxonomy places the organism in Eukaryota, Fungi, Basidiomycota, Exobasidiomycetes, Microstromatales. The coding region runs from base 42 to 470 and encodes 142 amino acids.